CAGACUACACUUCCCAGCAUGCCUUGCGCGGCUCGGUUGCCAGGACUCGGGAAAGUUGAUGGCCGCUGAGAUUGGAGGGAGCUAUCGGGAGAGAAAGCUCCUGCAUGACGCCUGAUGUUACCCAUAGGACAGUCUGUUGCAUUAUGGGGCCUGGAUCUGCAUGGACUGUAUCAAGCACAGGCCUGGUCUGCAUUGUUCCCUUCUAUGCCUUCCUAAAACCAGGCUCUCAGCAAGAUGGGGCAUCCCAGGCUUGAUUGGCACAUCAAAUAUUGGAAGAAUUGGGCACAUUUUCUCUGCUUCUGACAACCACCACUAAAACUUGAGCAUGGACGGUGAGGUAGUGAACGGCUGGGCAGUGAAUUGUGAGCAUCUCCAAACUCACAGCGACUUUCUCCCAUCCAUGAAAUCCAUGCCUAUUUCUGCUGUGAAACAUAGCAGCGUCUUACAGAACCUGGUGAGCAAAGAAGAGGAGCCCGAGAGAGAGCUGGAAAGUGAAGAUCUGCUCAGAGCGGAGGAGGAAUGGGAUGCCCUGGACAGUAUACAGUCAGGGCUGUACUGUGAGAAGUCCGCGCUCCUGGGAGAUCUUCCUGGACAGACACCUUUAAUCUCCUUUAAUGAAGCAUUGCAGUAUUUCCAGACAGCAGACCUGUCUGAGUACAUGACGAAGAUUCAGCCCACUGUUCGGCGCUCCGGGUUCUCUGCAAUCGCCCAUCUGCUGUUCGGACCCCCGCGACUUAAUAAAGAACUUCAUGCAGAGAGGGACUUGGUGCUGACCAUAGCACAGUGUCCCCUUGAUAGCAGUCAGCAGGUUCAUAUUCGAGUCCUACAGACCAUAUACAAGAAGCUGACCGGUGCCCGCUUUGAUUGUCCCCUAUAUGGUUCGCACUGGGAGCAGCUGGGAUUCCAAGGCCUGGAUCCUGGCACUGACCUGAGAGCUGGCGGCCUGCUAGGUCUAAUGCACCCGCUGUACAUGGUGAUGGAGCCCAGAACACUGCCUUUGGCACAUGAUAUUUUCCGACUGUCGCAGCACCACACACAGAACUUCCCAUUCUGUAUCAUGUCUAUUAACAUCACCAGAAUCUGUAUACAGACUCUAAGAGAGGAGCGUGUGAGUAGGGAGUGUAACCGUAGACAGCAGGUCUUUGCGGUGCUUAAUGACUUCUAUGUGGCCAUUUUCUACCACCUCUAUCAUUUAUGGAAAACGCAGAACAAAACCAUCAGCGACUCCGGCUUCAUCCUCAAAGAGAUUGAAGCUCUUGCCAAGAGGAAGCCAAGAGAACUAUUGCGCCAGCUGGAUGUCCAUCUAAAAGAGCGGCCUCUGCCCAAAGAUCUGCCUCUGGAAAUCUGGUCAAACAACCCCACGGAACAGCGGAUCUCCAACCAUGAUGGGAACCACGGAGAAGCAGGGGGGAUCUGCUUUACAGGGGUCUGUGAGCAGCAGGUUCUAGAGGACAGGCUAAUUUGAGACUUGGCACAGUCGCAUGUAGGCACAGGUGUAGUACUUAUGGAAACCCAGCUGCUGGGGUUAUCUGCUCAUCGAUGUCUGGUGUCUGCUAAAUGCUCAUCAUCCAUUUCUGCAGUGGAGGAGGCUGGGAGGAACAUAGGCUGAAGAGCAGGGAGACAUUUGUAUACUGCUUACAUAAAGCAUAGUUUCUAGCUCAUGUGCAACACAUGUAAACCCUAAACUGCAAGCACGUAUGAUGUGCAGAAUGUACAGUGCUCAGGGCUGCUUACCCAGGCUAAGCCUAAUGCAGAAAACAUAUAGGGCACACACAGCAAUUGGGGUAUUUGCACAUGGACAGAAGAGGAUAGAGGUAAAUGAUAUAGUUUAGCUCAGGUCUGAUCAGCGCUCAGCAGUGACCAGUAGAACAGAACAUAGUAAUACUGAGGCCGUUAUCGCCAACAUUCCUCAAGUACCCAGUACAGAUGCGUGAUUGUCUGAGCUUCUGAUUGUUCCAGGAACAAGACGAUUAAUUGUGGAGACAAAGUGGGAUUCCCUAAUACAUAUAUAUAUGGUUUUAGACUAUAUUUACAUUUACACGGGCUGUGCUUCCCUCUGUAUGAUGUCAUGUGUAAAGUUCAUGUGAAUUUAAUCCGCCCACACAAGGUGUAAUUUACAGAAGUGACCAAUCAUUGUACAUCAUUCCGUGUCCAAAUGGGAUUCCGUUAAAUUCUGUUUGUUGGGAUAUGAAGAAAACACUUAAUGAUGACCCCUUUAUGUCCUCUACAAUAUGCCAUGACCAAAUUGUUCACUGGUCUGGUUGUUUGGUGAUGGCGCCAAAUUAGCAGACCGCAGUGUUUUGUGGGUGCCUUUACUCUUCAGAAAUACAUAAUACACAGGUUUGUGUGUCCCACCACAUCUAUGACUGGUGGCUAAUAGAGGAAACCCCUUAUAUAGCUUUGGGGCAGCCAGUGUCUAACGUUAUCCAGCCUAUUGGCGCAAGGGCUACAUUUACAUUUCUUACAUAUUGCCACAUGUUUAAUGUUUGAAUCGUGUUUAAAUGCGGAUUUGCCGUGUUUGGGCAGCUUGAGGGAUCAGUCGCCAUCUUUAGGGAACACUUUAGCUGAAAAAAGUCAAUUUGCGCUGUGAGAAGAGAAAAUGACAUGUAAAUUGUUUGGUUUGGGAUAGUUUUAUUUUUUAACAAUUAUUUAUUUUUUUAGGUGUGGGGAGGUAGCAAUAGGUUUCAAGAGGUAUAAUGUGAUGGCGCACUGCACAAUUCUGUCAUUUCAUCACAUUACCAGUAGAUUGCCAACAUCACUGUGUUUUUAUUCUUAUCUUAAAUGUGGUGUUUGCUGAAUGAACAUUUUUCCAUUAAAUCUAGUUAGUGAGUCUGCAGCCUGCCUACAUGUUUUGUCACUGGGUAGCAGAGCAUGCGGAGGUGGGCUUUAGCUUUUCCAUAUUGAUGACUGUUCAUCAUACACCCCUGAAUGGAACUGCUUGAAGAGAGAGAAAGUACCAACCAAUCAGCUCCCAACUUCCAUGUUACAGGCUGGGUUUGAAAAAUGUCAGGAGCCGAUUGGCUGGUACUUUUAUCUCUGUCCACUUUACCUCUCUCCUUGGCUUAGUAGAUAGACCCCUUUAUCUCUCUAUAAACUUUGCUUAAUUUCCCCCUUUAUUAUUUAUUAUGGCCACUUUCAGCAAAGAGAAGCACAUGAUAAAUCAUAGAAGCAGGACAAUAGCUUGCACCGAUACAUGACAGGAAUCUCCUAUGGCGAAUUAGUGACAGGUAGUGUGAUGUGCAUGAUGUGUAUUGCACUUUCCUCCUUCGUCAGUUUUGGGAAGAUUUUCAAGCUUGUUCUUGUGUAUGUGUGUGUGCUACAGUAGCUCUGUUAUAUUAGGAACAUUGAGGGUAAUUCCAAGUUGAUCGCAGCAGG
Messenger RNA from Pseudophryne corroboree (corroboree frog), 3375 nucleotides. RefSeq names its product ELMO domain containing 3 (gene ELMOD3). The record is from RefSeq and is a predicted model, not a curated record. The coding region runs from base 326 to 1465 and encodes 379 amino acids. The transcript is spliced from 13 exons. NCBI's taxonomy places the organism in Eukaryota, Metazoa, Chordata, Amphibia, Anura, Myobatrachidae.